UCAAAAAAGGUGAACGGAUUUGCCCAAGGUCACCCAGGAGUCUGCAGUGAGGCCAGGGAUCGCUCGCGCUCUCUCUCUGUCCCCAGCGAAUGGGUACGGUUCUGGUCAGGGAAGCACACUCUGGCCAGACCAGAGGUGUGAGAUCUGUGCAGCCUCUGCACCCACUCCUCAGGGCGCCCCUCUGCACAGGUGGCACUCCGCGUGCCCUGUGGGGGCGGCAGCGAGCAGGACCGCAGGGACGCCCAGGCUGGGGGCUGUGGAACCCACGGAGCCCGGCUCAGCUAGGAGGAGGAGGAUGCUCUGCAUGCCCAGGAUCCUGUGGGCACUGACAUCCAGCACACUCAUGCCCAUUUCCUGUAAUGGACAAACUUGAUGCAAAUGUGAGUUCCAAUGAGGGUUUCGGGUCCGUGGAGAAGGUCGUGCUGCUAACAUUCCUCUCGGUGGUUAUCCUGAUGGCCAUCCUGGGCAACCUGCUGGUGAUGGUGGCUGUGUGCAGGGACAGGCAGCUCAGGAAAAUAAAAACCAAUUAUUUCAUUGUGUCUCUUGCCUUUGCCGAUCUGCUGGUGUCGGUGCUGGUAAUGCCUUUUGGUGCCAUUGAGCUGGUCCAAGACGUCUGGAUUUAUGGGGAGAUGUUUUGCCUGGUCCGGACCUCUCUGGAUGUCCUGCUCACCACAGCAUCGAUUUUUCACCUAUGCUGCAUUGCACUGGAUAGGUAUUAUGCCAUCUGCUGCCAACCUUUGGUUUACAGAAGCAAGAUGACCCCUGUCCGCAUUGCACUGAUGUUGGGAGGCUGCUGGGCCAUUCCCAUGCUUAUAUCUUUUCUCCCCAUAAUGCAAGGCUGGAACAACAUCGGCAUAGUUGAUGUGAUAGAAAAAAGGAAACUCAACCACAACUCUAACUCGACAUGCUGUGUCUUCAUGGUUAACAAGCCCUACGCCAUCACCUGCUCUGUUGUAGCCUUCUACAUCCCGUUUUUCCUCAUGGUGCUGGCCUAUUACCGUAUCUAUGUCACUGCUAAGGAGCAUGCCCAGCAGAUCCAGAUGUUACAACGAGCAGGAGCUACCCCGGAAAGCAGGCCCCAGCCAGCUGACCAGCACAGCACACAUCGCAUGCGGACAGAGACCAAGGCAGCCAAGACUUUAUGCGUCAUCAUGGGCUGCUUCUGUUUCUGCUGGGCCCCCUUCUUUGUCACCAAUGUCGUGGACCCAUUCAUAGACUACACUGUCCCUGAGCAGGUGUGGACUGCCUUCCUCUGGCUUGGCUACAUCAAUUCAGGGUUGAACCCCUUUCUCUAUGCCUUCUUGAAUAAGUCUUUCAGACGUGCCUUCCUCAUCAUUCUCUGCUGUGAUGAUGAACGCUACAGAAGACCCUCCAUUCUGGGCCAGACUGUCCCCUGUUCAACCACAACCAUUAAUGGAUCCACACAUGUGCUAAGGUACACCGUUUUGCACAGUAGACAUCACCAGGAACUGGAGAAACUGCCCAUCCACAAUGACCCAGAGUCUCUGGAGUCAUGCUUUUGAUUGACGACAUGGUUUGCCAUCAGGCUAGCCAUUCCCAUUCAUGUCUGCAUGAACAGGACCCCCUGGACACACUCUUGACCCUGGUCAUCACCAGUGACGCAUGAAGUAUGGGGUACCAGCGCCCAGUGAAGAUACACGGAAGGUGGUGUUGAGUGGAACCUGGAUCCAGCACAUCAAGGACUUCCAAAUUGUGUGGGGACUUCAGGCAUCAUCAGACCCAGCGUUGUACCAGAGCCCGAGGGGCACCUCUCAUUGCAUACUGACAUGAGGACAGUCUCUGCUCGCACCUCUCCAGGGACAGGAGCUCACUACCUCCUAACGCAGCCCCUUCUGUGGUGGAAAUGCUCUAAUCACGUGGAAGCUCUGUCGUUCAUUGGCACACGAGUCUGCUGUGCUCUAGCUUCUGUCAGGACAGAGCAGUUCGGUCUCCUCUUCCUGUCAGAAAGCCUUAGAUAUUGGAAGGAAAUGACCCGCCUCCCCCCACCCACCCCUCAGUCUUCUCUCUCAGUGGAACACCUUCAGUUUCCUCUUCUUUCCAGCAGUCUUCUGGACCGCUUUGCUGGGUCCAGUUGUCUGUCCAGAAGCACUGAAGUACUGACAUGAAGGGCGUCAGGAAGUUUGGUUUACAGCUACAAACAUUUUCUUUUCCUUCCUUCUUUCCUUCCUCCCUUCCUCCCUCCCUUAUUUCUUAUCAUAGCAUACUACUUGAGGUAAUAGUUCCCCCUCCAGGACAGAUUUUAAAGGCUCUGCUUACAGUUUGGCUUUGGAUCCAUUACCAAAGGACCUCUAUACAGCGUGUGUGUGUGUGUGUGUGUGUGCGCGCGCAGGCGCGUGCACGCAUGUGUGUAAACUUGUCAUUUUCCCACUGGGUCAUCUGGAAUGAAUCUUUAUUUGCUUCCCUUCCAUGACAUUAAACCUGGACCCUUAUUGCUAUGGAUGCUGACAAGGAACAGUCACAACUCAAAAACUGAGGGGUGGGAGUAGGGGACUGGAAAGAUGGCUCGGUGUUUAGGAGAACAAUACUUGAUACUCUGGCAGAAGACCCAAGUUUAGCGCCCAGCAUCUACAUAGUGGCUCACAACCAUUUGUUACUCUAGUUCCAGGGAAUCUGACACCACUCCUGACUGCCACAGGCUCCUGCACACAUGGUCACAAACAUACACUCAAGCACAUUCAGCACCCCCGCCCCAACACACACUCACACACUCUAAGACAAACAAACAAACAAAAAAAAACAACAAGAAAAAACGUUAAGGAAGGAAAGUGACUUGCUCCCAUGGAGAUUGCCUUUUAAGGAUGGUCAGGGUCCUGUGUUGAACAACCCAAUAGUCUAGUCCUAGGCCAUUUUCCGCUUUGAGCAAAGAACAAACCCAUCUUUCUGUAUUGGGAGCUGUCAUUGAACCCUAGCUUUGAAGCUACUAUGCUUCCAUCAUACAAAUAUUUUGCAGAACGCUGUUUGUUCUAAACCCAAGAGGUAUUUUCUUUCCCAUGCUAAAUCUGUCAUCACCUUCUUUGUCUUGGGUAAGUUAUGUCUUUGAGAGAGAGAGAAGACUUGAAACUCAACAAGAGUUUUUCUUUCAUUUUUUUCUGCUGACAAGGACCAGUUUGAUUUAUUGCUGGUGAAACGCGGGGAAUGGGGAAGGUGGGCAUGGCCUGGCAUCCUUGGGCGGCACACUGUAAGAUCAGGAUGUGUCCGGAGCCUCAACCAAAAGUUCUCCUUGCCCUGUUCUAACCCCUCAUUCUUUUUCCCUCUUCUCUCUCCCACUCUUCCACCAUUCUCACUUCUUUCUCCCCUUAUACUUUUUUGAGACAGGGUUUGGCAUUGCCCAGGCUGGCUUUAAACUCACUAUGUAGCUGAGGCUGAACUGAACUCCGUCCUCCCUACCUCCAUCAUCCAAGUGUUGGGGUCACAGAUCUCAGUCAUCAUACCAAGUUUUCCUUGCCUUUCUACUUCCUGUGCCGUUCCUUCUUCACCCGUGAUGACAGGUCACAAUGGCAUCCUUGUCUCUGAGAAGGAUGGUCACCCCUCACAAAGCAAUGAAGUUAAACACUUUAGAUAGAGAUCUGAGUCCCUUUCUCUCUUUUCAAAAAAAAAAAAAAAACCUGAAGAAAGGAACUAGGGACAAGAUGACAUGAUGAUAGACCAAAUGCGAAUUCAUGGGGCAAGACUGGAUUCAUUCUGUCUGGAGAGCUGCUAUUACAGCAUUAGUUCCAUCCAUGGCUUCCAGGAAUCCAGACAAUCCAGACGGCUUGAGGGUGGAAGACGCAGAAGACAUACAGCGGCCCAGGCUUCAAGGAGACCCAAACCUGUCCUCUUCCUAAAAAGUCCUCUUUCAGGAAGGCUGCUGUUAAGAUGAGAUAGGAAAGAGGAGACUGUGGUCCAGUUACUCUGGCCAGAUGAACACUGGCAACUACUUGGAUGUUUAAUGAAGUCUGUCUCCAUGCCAGGGAUAAAGGGAUUAAUUCACUGUGUUUCUCUCCAUUUGACUUUGCAGUCCAUAGAAAUGCCCAGUUCUGAAGAUCCCAGCCCAUCUUGCUGGGAGCCAGAAUGAUCCUAGGCUCAGAGAUCUGGAUGAAAGGAAAAAGGGCAUGUUAGUUUUUUUCCUUGCCCAGGAGCAGACUUGGCAAGGCCCGGUCUGAGGCCUGGGCCUUGAAGGAGUUAAGGCUUCAGUUCCUGGGAAACCAGUUUCCCCUCUGAAGGGCUGUGGUUAUCAGUCCUAAGGCAGCUGCACCUGCGAUAGCCCAUGUUUUCUCAUCAACAUUGACUGAUUUAGCUUUCUGUCGACCUUGGCCAUUCUCCCUCAGAAAAUAGGAUACAAAAGAUGCUUUACUUCUUAAAUAAGCUUGCUUGGCAUAAGACACAGCUUGUGCAAAUCCUCUCAGUCCUGGUUUUCCUAUCUUCUCUUCUGGCCUUCCAACUUAGAAGGCUGUCACUGAAGAACAGCCUGCUGGUCCAGGUCACCAGCCCUCUCCAUUAGCAAUUAGAAAGUAAAAGAAAUAAAACCUACAAUGUAUUGGUUAAAAACAAAAGAACAAAACCAACUUUCAGAUUUCAGCUUUGCCUCUCAGUAACAUUUCCACUUCCUGCUUGCUCUGCCCUGAAACAACUAUCUGGGAAAUGGGGUAGGGCAGGGGCAUUGUGGGUAGUUGAGGGAGGGGACUCAGUGAGAGACCAGAGAGCAGCAACAACCAAAUUAUCUUCAAGUGAGAACGAAGUGUCAUCCUGGUGCUGUGCUGUCCAGCAAUUUCUCUUUGGCAUUGUGGUUCUCUUAGGUGAGCAAUGCAAGCUACUUUUCUUUCCCUCUUUCCUGCAAUUGGCUGUGCUCAAAAGCUGCCCCUACGAGGAAAACGUUUUUUGCCCUUUUUGGCCAAAAGUGGACUCUUUGCACACAACCUAGGAAACCAAGACUAAGAAUUGGAUUUGAAUGUAGCCAGCACAGGGACUGACUUAAUAUCUGGGUUCAGGCAUACUGUUGCUCUGCUCUGAGCAGAACUUUCCUCGCUCUAUUCUGCGAAAUGCAGACGGUCUCUGAGCUGGCUGUAUCUGCGUGAACAUCCCAACAUGGGUCACCAAAAGCCACUGUUACAAGAUAUGCUUUGCCUGUACUG
Messenger RNA from Microtus oregoni (creeping vole), 5132 nucleotides. RefSeq names its product 5-hydroxytryptamine receptor 4-like. Lineage: Eukaryota; Metazoa; Chordata; Mammalia; Rodentia; Cricetidae. The coding region runs from base 360 to 1523 and encodes 387 amino acids. The record is from RefSeq and is a predicted model, not a curated record. Gene Ontology annotation, molecular function: G protein-coupled serotonin receptor activity. Gene Ontology annotation, biological process: chemical synaptic transmission; adenylate cyclase-activating adrenergic receptor signaling pathway; regulation of appetite. The transcript has 7 exons. Gene Ontology annotation, cellular component: plasma membrane.